This is a messenger RNA of Hevea brasiliensis (rubber tree), 1025 nucleotides long. Its product is annotated as zinc finger protein ZAT5-like. The transcript has a single exon. Lineage: Eukaryota; Viridiplantae; Streptophyta; Magnoliopsida; Malpighiales; Euphorbiaceae. The record is from RefSeq and is a predicted model, not a curated record. The coding region runs from base 30 to 1025 and encodes 331 amino acids.
CUCUCUAAUUUUCAGGUGGUGUAGGAACAAUGGAAGCUCAAGAGGAAGUCACCAGCAACAACAUCGUUAAGGGCAAGCGAACCAAACGACAAAGGGUUCAAUCGCCAAUCCCUUUUGCUAAUCUAACCUCUAAUUCCUUGAGCGGAGAUGGUGGUGGUGUUGAUGGUGAUGGAGAUGGAGAUGUUUGUGUUAAUGGAAAGAUUUGUGCAAACGUGUCACCAACGACUUCUCAAGAAUUCCAAGAUAGCACCCAAGAGGAAGAAGACAUGGCUAAUUGCCUUAUUCUCCUUGCUCAAGGCCAUAUCAAUAAUACUUUCAAAGAUUCGUCACCAAAGCAAGACGAUAAUUAUGCUGCCGGAGUUUACAACCCGGCCGUCACUGCUAUUGCUGCCACCACCACCAACAACAAAUUCAAUAGUAGAAAAUUCUUGGAAACUGGCUCUCCGGGUUCUGGCAAGGUCGGAUACUAUGUUUAUGAGUGCAAGACUUGUAACCGAGCAUUCCCAUCUUUUCAAGCAUUGGGUGGGCAUAGGGCAAGUCACAAGAAGCCUAAGAACGAUGAAAAGAAGCAGUUUGCUAUAUCUUCUGAUGAAGAAGAUGGACACUUCAGGGAUGUUUCUUCUCUUUCUCUUCAAUUGAGUAAUAAUAAUAACAAUAGAGGUAUGUAUAGCAGCAGCAAUCAAAACAAAACCAAGAUUCAUGAGUGUUCCGUUUGUGGGGCUGAGUUCACAUCCGGCCAAGCCUUGGGCGGCCAUAUGAGGCGGCAUCGGACACCAAUAGGGGCUAAUACUCGCACAACCUUGUCAUUAGCACCAAUGGCUAAAGAAUCAGAGGAACCCAAGAAAGCAAGAAACCUACUUUCCUUGGAUUUGGAUCUCAAUCUUCCAGCCCCAGAAAAUGAAAUACUCUCCUUUGCUUCCAAGGAACAAAAGCAACAGCAGCAACAACAACAACAACAACCAGAACAGCAACAGAAACCAUCUCUUGUCUUCUCUGGCCCUGCUUUAGUGGAUUGUCAAUACUAA